CGCCCGGCGGAAACUUUUGUCUUGUAAUCACAGGAGUGAAGGUGUGGCCUGUAUGCUGCCUAGUCUUGCCUAGAACUGGCUGCACCUGCUGUUCUUUUGCUUAUGCCUUAACCCUUGGUUACCCUAAUUCCCUAGUCUCUUGCCUCAUUAGGUCUUUACCCUGACUAAAAAUGCACUCAUCGAGCUGGGACAAAUCCUACACUGCGUUUGUCCCAGCAGAGUACAUGGCACAUAAGUAGGCAUUCAAAAAUUCAACAUACAGUACAUUUUGUUACCUAUGUGCCAGGUGUUAGGCAGGCUAACAGCCGAACAGAAACCUACCUACCUACCCAACGUGCUAACUUCUAUACAGCAUGGUCGUGCAUCCAAAUCAAAUGGAAAGCGGUAUGGGAGAUCUGGAAAGGCUUCCCGUGGGUGGCAUCUGACUACCUAAAUUCCCAUCCCAGUUUCACUUAUUGACUUUGACACUUGGAACAAGCAACCUCCCAGUGCCUGUUUUCCCACUAGUAGGUAAAUGGGCUAAUGACAGUAUCUCCGCCACUAGACUUAAUUAAUGAAAAGCACAUAGAGGAAGAGAGCCUGGCUCUCUAAGUGGGCAGUACGAUUCCCGAGGGCGGCACUUCGCUUCAUGGUCUUCCUCUAGGCUGAGAAGCCAGGGUAAAUCCAUUUGAUUUUCCUACCACACAGUGCCUUCUCCCCUGAUGAGUUCAAAGCUUUAAGUCUAUCCAGUUCUGUCCAGACGCGUUUGUUCAUCUCCAGCAGGCCCACUGGAGAGGCGGGUUUUCCAAAGCCUGGCACGGCCCACUGCAGAUGACGCCCUCUGUCCUCCAAUGCCCUCAGGCUUCUGGCGUCCACCCUUCCUCCCCACCCGACUCCGGAACCUCUUCCAGCGCCCCGCCCGGGCGCCUGGCUGCGAGGGUAGAGGCCUUCCGCCACACGCGCGGCCCCGCCCCGGCCUCCACGUGACGUGGCGUGCGAAGCGCGCACGCGGGGACUCGCGCUGGAGGCGGGCUAGGGCCGAGGGGCAACCUGAGAUCGGUGGGUUGAGGAGGGCGGGGCCACGCCACAGGCCCGCCCCUGUCCUCAGCUGCCUCCGCGCGCCAAAGUCAAACCCCGACACCUGCCGGCGGGCCGCUGAGCUCACUAGCGGACCGGGCAGGUCGGGAUCUGCCUCGGCUGCGCCGCGAACUCCAGUGCGCGCACCUGUGGCCGCCUCCCAGCCCUCUCUGCUGGACGCGCUCUGGGCCGCCACAAGACUAAGGAAUGGCCACCCCGCCCAAGAGAAGCUGCCCGUCUCUCUCAGCCAGCUCUGAGGGGACCCGCAUCAAGAAAAUCUCCAUCGAAGGGAACAUCGCUGCAGGGAAGUCAACAUUUGUGAAUAUCCUUAAACAAGUGUGUGAAGAUUGUGAAGUGGUUCCUGAACCUGUUGCCAGAUGGUGCAAUGUUCAAAGUACUCAAGAUGAAUUUGAGGAACUUACAACGUCUCAGAAAAAUGGUGGGAAUGUUCUUCAGAUGAUGUAUGAGAAACCUGAACGAUGGUCUUUUACCUUCCAAACAUAUGCCUGUCUCAGUCGAAUAAGAGCUCAGCUUGCCUCUCUCAAUGGCAAGCUCAAAGAUGCAGAGAAACCUGUAUUACUUUUUGAACGAUCUGUGUAUAGUGACAGGUAUAUUUUUGCAUCUAAUUUGUAUGAAUCUGAAUGCAUGAAUGAAACAGAGUGGACAAUUUAUCAAGACUGGCAUGACUGGAUGAAUAACCAAUUUGGCCAAAGCCUUGAAUUGGACGGAAUCAUUUAUCUUCGAGCCACUCCAGAGAAAUGCUUACAUAGAAUAUAUUUACGGGGAAGAAAUGAAGAGCAAGGCAUUCCUCUUGAAUAUUUAGAGAAGCUUCAUUAUAAACACGAAAGCUGGCUCCUGCAUAGGACACUGAAAACCGACUUCGAUUAUCUUCAAGAGGUGCCUAUCUUAAUACUGGAUGUUAAUGAAGACUUUAAAGACAAACAUGAAAGUCUGGUUGAAAAGGUCAAAGAAUUUUUGAGUACUUUGUGAUCUUGCUGAAGACUACAGGCAGCCAAAUGGUUUCAGAUGCUUCAGCUUUGUGUAUCUUCGUAGCUUCAUAUUAAUACAAGUUUCUUUAGAAAACUCAAGUUUUUAACCAUUUUUGUUCUAAGGAAAAAAAAAGAUUUUUAAACGAAUCUUAUGUGAAACUUUUUGACCAGUUUUCUUUUCUUUUCUUCUUUUCUUUUUUUUUUUAAAAAGACAUUUAAAGACAAAGACAUUAUUUCUCAUAGCAGGAAUUGUAGAGGUAGAUGGUUCCAGAAUCAGUAUAGUGGCUAAACUACAUUAGAAAAGAUCCAGCUUCCGUCUUUCCCCUCUUUUUUCUUCCUCAGCAGGUUGGCUUUUUCCCCUGGUGCCUCUCACCUCAUUGGUGACCAGUUUCUUAACUGAACGCUUUAAAGUUACAUAGUAAAUGGUAGUGUGUCCUGUGUAAAUUAGUAUACCUAUUAAAAGUUGCAAAGUAGAAUUAAAGGAAUUCCUAGAAUAAGGAUUCUAAAGUUUUAUUUUAAAUGAUUAUCCUCUUAACAGUUUAGUCCUACCUCUUACUUCCUGCCUCAGUCUGCUUUCUCUACUGUCUGGAUUAAUUAGGCAGCCUGCUAUAAAGUUAAAGUCACACAUUUCUAUUUUGCAAACAUUGUGAUUACUCUUUGCUUUGUACUUUGCUUUGCUUUGUAGGCUUCUGCUUUAAGUUUUUCUCUUUUUCAGACAAAUUACUGAUAAAAAUGAUAUUACUGUAUAUGUAAUAUAUCCUGAAAGCAUUAUUUUUUGUUGAAUAGAAAAUAAAAUUAAUGAAGACAGAGGCUAGAAAGCAUCCAUUAGUUAAUGAGACACACUUAAUUACUUAUCUCUAAACCAUCUAUGUGAAUAUUUGUAAAAAUAAUGCAUGAAUUCAUCUUAGUUCUGUAUAUAAAUAUAUUUUCUUUCUAGUUUGUUUAGUUAAGGUAUGCAAUGUUUUUCCUGUGUAUUAAACCUUUCCAUUUUGCAUUUUAGAAAAUUUUAUGUAUUUUAAAAUAAGGGGAAGAGUAACUUUCAUUUUGAAACUAUUAUUUUUCUUUCCAAAGUGUCAUUUUUGUUUUUGGUUUCUUAUUCGAAGAUGAUAAUUUAUUGGAUUAACCAGUCCAGAUGCACUGAUCUUUGCAAAGGGGACUUAAUUUCAAAUCUGUAAUUACCAUAUAUAAACUGUCUCAUUAUACAUACACUUUUUUUUGGUUUGUUUUGGUUUGGUAUAAAUGAAUUCGUUUACUUAAUUAAAUAUUUCUUAACUAUAAACCUCAUGAACUACAGCAGAGCUACACUCAUUGAAAUGUAAUUUCAAUUCUAAAAAGAUGUAACAAUCUUUUUAGAGUUAAAAUUUAUUCUACUUUUAAAUAAAAAAUUAUGAAUAUUAAAGGUGAAAAUUAUAUAAAUUACUUUGAUUCCAUUUUAAGUGGAGACAUAGUUCAGUAAUUUUUAGUAACCUUUAAAAAUGUAUAAUGACUUUUAAAAUUUGUAGAAUUGAAAAGAUGCUAAUAAAAAUUCAUUACUUAUUUGUCAUGACUCAAAAA
Cercocebus atys (sooty mangabey) is the source of this 3599-nucleotide messenger RNA. It is a transcript of the gene DCK, whose product is annotated as deoxycytidine kinase. The transcript has 7 exons. The record is from RefSeq and is a predicted model, not a curated record. Gene Ontology annotation, molecular function: deoxycytidine kinase activity; ATP binding. Lineage: Eukaryota; Metazoa; Chordata; Mammalia; Primates; Cercopithecidae. Gene Ontology annotation, biological process: nucleobase-containing compound metabolic process. Bases 1264 to 2046 code for a protein of 260 amino acids. Gene Ontology annotation, cellular component: cytoplasm; mitochondrion.